Molecule: messenger RNA, 7738 nt
Organism: Bombyx mori (domestic silkworm)
Lineage: Eukaryota; Metazoa; Arthropoda; Insecta; Lepidoptera; Bombycidae
Exons: 19
Coding region: 694-3144 (816 amino acids)
Source: RefSeq, a predicted model, not a curated record
GUCUCUCUCUGGCCGUCAUUCGCAGCGCCCGGCCCCCGGCUUCUGUCGUUAAUAAUUUGUCAGUGUCAGUAAGUCUCGCGCAUCCAGGUGGCGUUGUUGUGCUCAUCCCGCUACACAUGCGCGCACAGCUGUGUUAGCUAAUUGAACAUCGACAUUAUAUAUGUAUAUAUAUAAAAUAAAUCGAAUAAUUAUUUUGAUAAAACAACAACGGAACGCAAGACAAAACUUUGGAUUUUCAUCGAAAGUGUUUUGGUUGAAGUUCAAAACAGUAUUUCGUGAAUCGAAUUGUGUGUGUGUGUUAAAUUAUUUUAUAUUAAACAUAAACAGAAAAAAAAAUCGAUUGUGAAACGUUUUUUCUUCGACUUUUUAUGUUUGUUUUAGCUUUAUUGAAACGGUUUUCUGUCAGUUUUGCAACAAGUGCGGGACUCGCUGGCCGUGUCUCCGUGGAACAGGUUCUUGCGGGCCGUUCGGUUUUGGUGUAUACAUCGUAUAUAUUUUGUUUGUGUAGUUGUAUAUUUGCAAGUGAUUGUGCGAUGGGACCCGUUAGUGAUGCUGCGUUCCGGUGCAAGUAACUUCUAUCCGACUUCUCGCUAGAUCGAUCGACAUCCGCGAAUAUCACCAAAGCUGUCGUUAGUCGAGGAUUCGUGAAGAUCUCGGUGAUCGAAUGAUGCAGUGCGGUUGGUCGUCGGCGAAAUGGCCGCAUUAUCCUGCUAUCAGCCCUGCAGACCGCAUCUGGCGCAACCCGCUAGGUGUCUAGACGACGAAGAGCAUACAUCGGCUCCGUUCUCCAUCCGCCGGCAGCAGUUCAUAGAGAGAUGUCACGAGGCCCGCAACACGAGACACCGCGACUUCAUACCUGAAGUUUCGGUCAAGAAGACCAGGGACGAGCUCGCCAGGCAUGCGGCACAAGCCGCGGCGCUAUGCCAGCGCCGACUGAACGUUGAAUCGGGCUGGUCUAAAGUCGAGGAAGUUCGGAAGAAGUUCGAAGGUGCGGCCGCUUCCGCAUCAUACUCGAGGUCUUUUGAAUCGCCUCCCAGACGUCGGCUAGCUGAUUCCCUGUUCGCAAGCUUCAAGUUGCCCCGCAAGAAGGAAAACAUGGCGACCCCGAGGUCUUUACCGCCACAGCCGCAGCAAAAACGCAAGUCUGCCGUAGAACUGCUCGCAGAGACCAAAGCGUUUUACGUGAAGUCCGAAACAGUACUGGACAGGAAGCAAGAGUUGCCUUUGAGGAUGAGCAGUGGCUUGGGACAGGCGAUAGCAGCAGGCGGCUGUCAUCUAGUCAGUUCCGGCACCUUGAACAACGACGUGUGCUGUAAUCUUUAUGCCACAACCAGAAAUGUGGGUAGUACAAGACGGGCCGUUAGCGCCAGCGAGGGACUACAGAACACGCUCAGACGACUCCUAGAACAUGCAGACAGCAGAGAAAACGUUUACUCGCCUGCUUUCGGGACUUCGCAUAAAAUCUAUUCGGAGACCCGACGUCUCAAGGACAGCUUCGCCGAGAGGGAGCCCGUACAACGGACGCAUCAUAAUUCUGGAACGUUCUCUGGUACAUCUUCCUCCGGGACGUCAGGGUCGAAAGCGCACAGAUCCGAUCCCGACCGGGACAAAAGCAGAACCCUGACGUACGGAGACGCGAGGGUUUUCUUCCCGGACUCAUUCGUGAUAUCCCGACAGCGCGCCAGCGAGGUUGUCAUUAAGAAUGCCUAUCCCAUACCGAGUCCCGAAACGAGUCCAGGACACAUGGAGCUUCCGGAUCCGGUGCUCAGCGCCGAAGGAUCUCCAGCCGAGCAACUUGGAGCCAUCAGUCCUCCCGCACAGUACGCGCAUUCUGCACCUCGUUACGUUAGAUCGAACUCCCACUCCCAGCCAAGUGUCCGUGACGACGAGACCUGCCCGAACAUCAACAGUCACAAGUCGCUUCCGGACCUCCACACGCAAGUCCGAUGCUAUGCGGAGCACGUCACCGAAGGUCGUACGGAUACAAUAGGCAGAUCGCCUCGACGCCGUCGCUAUUCGAACCAUCAGAGGACCGCUUCAUGCUCUUCAAAAGGCACAAGAUCCAAUCAUUCAUCGUUGAUAUCGUCAUGUGAAGCGUUUUCGGAGCAUCCCUCCCCUGGUGAAGACAACUAUCAGUCUUAUACGAGUCGUUGUGGUUCAUCGUUCGCCCGUGACUCUGGGGGCUCCAGCGGACACUACACGCAGCGCAGCGCCCCCCCGCACGCGCAGACGCACCGCGGAGACUCCGGCUCCUCCACACAACACGACCAUACCAGUAGAUACUACUACAACGAGUGGAUCGGUGAACAGGAGUGCUACGUGUCCGCCCCUCCGCAGUUUCAGGACGGGGCCCCCUCGCCGCCCGCGCCCCCCGCAGCCCAACACUACACCAUCACUCCGAGAGUUGGGAUACACUUUCAAGCAAGCGCUCCCCCUCCGCAGUUCCAAGACGAGCCUCCCAAAUACGACUACGGCGAUUACGAUUGCAACUACAAGGCUCACAUGAAAUGCAUAGGUCUCGGACGAAAGGAAUAUACCAAUACGAGGGACUAUGGGCGGUAUCACGAACCGAACACGGAGCUGGUAAGUAAACAGCCACAGUACCAGGAUCUGCGGAUGCGGCCGCGUGCUGACGACAAACAGGAGUACGUGAACGCUUCCCAGAUCUGCCAGCCGGAAGAGAUAACUUCGCCGCUGGGAACGUUCAAACGACAGCGCUGUCUGCGGUACAAGCAGCGACGCCCUCGACCUAUACUGCGCUCCAAAUCAGAUAUAUCCGAUAGGUACAGACGCACGGAGGGUCGCAGCUCUGCGUCGGCGCCGUGCGAGGGCGAGGACUCCCCGGACAGUCCGUCGGACGAGUCCUCGCGCCUGCAGCAGUUCUUCGAGCGUCUCGGACUCGAGCCGCGACAGUACGACGCCAUAGUGCGGGACAUGCCGCCGGAGAGUCCGGUCUUCUUCUCGUCCGCCUCCACCGUCGACUCCAAUCAGCUAGCCGCAGCUGCUGACUACACGGUGCAAGGCCCAGGGGUCCAAAAGCAGAUAUACCGGAACACCGAGCCGCCUAGUGUCGUCGAGCGUAACGCGAGGAUCAUCAAGUGGCUCUGUCAGUGUCGCAAGACUCAGCUCCCGCAGCCGCAGUGAAGUUAUUAGCCGAGUAUUGUGUUAGGGAGAACUGAAGCACUUUUUUGUUGGACUUAAAUUCCAUAGACAACAUACCCUUUAGGCCGGUUGUCGUUCUGACAGUCCCGUGAAGUGUGUCAGUAGUGUUAAAAUUCCCUAGACAAUAUACUAAAGGGCCGGUUGUCGCUCUGACAUUCCCGUGAAGUGUGUUAAUAGUUCCUCACGACUGGCGACUUAUAAGUCAACGGCUUGCUUAGAGCAGCGGUGACGUCAUAAACCAAUAUUUUCUAUUAGUUAACAACGACUCUACUACCAUUUGAUCUAAAAUGGUCUGUAAUUUAUAUGAUUUCGGAACGGAUAAAAUAUAUUUGGAUAACUUAUAUUUUCAUUUUAAAUAAAUUCAACAUCAUAUUACUAAAUUCAUUAAUACAGGCGAAUCUAGAAAUUUGUGAGUCCAUAAAAUUAUAAAAAGAAUAUGUUUCAGUUCUCUCAAAAACAUUGUUGAUAUUAAAACAAGGCUAUUUUAAUACUGUGAUCUCAACAACUAACUGUACAAUAUAAGAUCUAAUCGGUUGGCAUCGGCCUAAAUGCGCAUUAAAUGGCGUCAAGUACCCUUUUUAAUCAUGAUGUAGAUCCCAGACGUACCUGUAUCUUCGAUAUUUCUGAUAUCAUAAUCGAGUGAAAAUGCAUUAAAAUAUAUUAUUAUAUGGAGGGUAGACGUAAGGAGUGCUAUCUUAGUGUAUUAAAAAGUGUCCGCUCAAACGGAGCCAAUUAAGAUGGCGCCACAGUAGCAAGUGGAAAAAUUUAAAAAAUUGCGCCAUAAACUACCGUACUUAACUUCAAUCCAGCAUACUUUUCACUGCGUUUAAAACUCCUAUAUUUUUAGGAGCUAUUUUGGUAGUGAUCAAUAUAAUGGUUCAGGACGCUCUUGGAAGUGAGAUAAUUAAAUAACACAACUGGUUAAUCGGAGCGUUUAUUCGCGAUUGAACGCGAUUAAAAGGUAAUAAGCUUGCGGGCGCAGCCGCAUGCAUUAUGACUACGCACUAUUUUGUUUACAUAACAACCUGUGUCCCUACAUAUUCGUAACAUUUCCAUUUCCUACACUAGCGCUAUUUCAGUGAAUCCUCCAACAAUAACUUACUGAUUACAGGUGGACACUUUGUCAACUUGUCCCUCAAACAAAAUGGUGCUCAUUACAUCUACCCUCCAUUAAAAUAUAGCUUAACUAAAUGAAAUAGGUUAAAAUAUGGCCUAGUGCAUGUGAUAAACGAGGCUUUGACGUGUUGAGUAAUUAAAAAAGAAGACGGAUCAAACGUUGCUCAGAUAAUAAAUAUGUAAAAUUAUAUUUUUAAAUAAGACAGUUUGUUUCGAUUUUGAAUUAUGUAGAUUUAGGAAAAUCGAUAACGGCGUUUCAUGGGGUCGUAACGAUUAAUAAAAUCGACUAAGAGCCGAUCGACUGCUAGUAAUUUUAAUCGAUACUAAUUCAUUAUUUACAUUGUUUUAAUAUAGAGAUUAAGUGUUCGAAUCAGAAGCUGAAAGGUUUUGUACUAGGUACACUACACAGGUAAUUGGGUCGUAGUCUAGGAGGAUGCGGCAUCUCGAAAAUGUCAAAGUAAUUCUUGAUUAAUUGACUGUUAUGUUUCUCUUUGGAAACACAAACUAUUAAAAAGCAUAAGAUAUUUUUUCUUCGACGAAUGUCAAAGUCAAAAUGUAUUAUUUAUAGUGCAUUAAUAUUUUCAAGUAUCAAACUUUCCCAUUGUGACUUGUACAUACAAACGUUUUAGGCCGCGAAAAACAAAAGUUAGUAAAGAAAGAUUGCAAACACUUUCCGUAAAGUUUGACAAGCUGUCAGCAAUAAAAGUGCAGAAUUAUCCGUUGUUUUAAAGAGGGUAGAGAUAUUAAGCAAAUUAUCUGCGUAUGAAGAAGGGUCCAUCGGAAAAUGAAGUCUUUAAUCUCAAUUAUUCUAAAAUAAAUUUUCAAAGUUCUUAAAGGUACAAAAAAAAAUGUUUUAAUAUUAAAUCAGUAAUUUGUUUUAAAUAAAUAUUAGUAUUGUUAAAAUGAUUUGAUUUCAACGACGAGCUUCGAUUUAAAUUGUUGAAUAUCUUAUUGUUGCUAAACUAUGAAUUGAAAAUACGUACGAAAAUUUUCUCUUUCUAAGUUAUUUAAAAAAAAAUAUUGUUAUUUAAAUGAAACAAAAAAACAGGUUUAAUUCAUUUAUAAAUUAGCGUUGUAAGCAAAAAAGUAAUUUAUACAAACCCGUUAGAAGCAAAUAAUCCAACAACCCACUUAACUAUCCGUUCAUCCUAACAGAGCAUAGACAAGUCGUCAUUAUCACAAGUUGACAAUUAAAUAUUUUACGUGUCUUUCAUUAUCACCUGUAAAGACACAUAUUUAGAUAUCGAUAAUGUUCUAUUCUAAUUCUAAUUCAGUUUAAGUAUUGUGUAAUGCGAAUGUAGUUUGUAUCAGUAGUCUAUGUUGGUAGCUUGCUAACCCUAAACAACACUGAACAAUGGUCGCAUUAAAUUCAUUUAAUCCAGCCGAUCAUCUGCAAACAAAUAAAUUAUAAGUGUUUUGUGUGUUAUGUCGGCCACUCACAUGUGAAGAGCCAUCAAAAAUUCAUUCGCAAACUUAGCGGCUGUGCAAAUGGGUUCGGUACUCAAUUUGCGAACCCGUUUGCGCUUCCUCCUACACUUGUUUACGAAUGUCUCACGAAUUUCUCCUCCUUUUUAAUUCGUCAAUAGAACAUUGAAGAGAAAAAGAGUUUUGAAUUCUUUCCCAGACAUCAUUAACAGCCAUGCUGUUUUUAUGAGAUUUCUUUUGAUGAAGAUACGCUACACAGUAGACGUCACGAUCUAUGAAAAUAGCGAAACGUCCGUUACCUUCGCAAUCCUGGGCGCAACUGGUCACACAAAUGUGUGGGAGACUACGCGAAGGACCACGGUUCGCGCGCUUUGAUGUCUGUUAAAAAACCGACACAUCUUGGAAAACCACGAAUGCAGCGAAAACUUUGCAUAAUCAUUUGCAAAUGUCGUCCUACACUUGCGGGUUUGCGUAUUCGUGCGAAUGUGAGUGACCGGUGUUAACAUAAACACGUGACUUAGAACUUUUCAAGAAUAAAAAUAGGCAUCGUAUUGGCGGUACCCCUUUGCUUGCCAACAUCCAUGAACGACGAUAACCACUUAAAAAUAAAUAAAGCGUCUCGCGUCUCAAAUGAAAUCUAUGCUUUUAAAAAAAUAAAUGUUUAUAAUGUAUAUAUAAUAAUAUAUAUACUAUUUAAUCUCUCAUCAGCGACUUUUGAAAACUUAAGAAGUCAUUAUUAUUAAACAAACUCAACUAGUAUUAAUGUUGUCAUCAUAUUCUUUACGAUUUUACUAAUGAUAUUUAAAACGAUUAAUUAGUAAAAAUGUUCCUGUUAUAUACGGAUUUGACAUUAAAUUAAUAGAAUUGAAUGUAGUUUCUUAUAUACCUACGAGUAUUUGUAAGUAAAUAAUAAAAACUAAAAAGUUUUGUGAUUUUCGAGCACAAAUGGAUCAAUUCUAAGUGAUAGUACCCUACUAUUUACGUGUUGUGCCAAACAUAGAUUAAAUAAGUAUGAAAUAAUUAGUAAACGGCAACAUUAAUCAUAGUGCAAACUUAUUCUAACGAAUGAUAAAUACACAUUUAGCUAUUGAAAAGUUUACAGAACUCUUGUUGUUUUUGUAGAAUCCCUUCGGCCUAUAAGCAAACUCUUUUUAUUUGCUAACGUAUAAAAAUUAAACUACUUUACUUUAAAAAUGAAAUUUGAGUGUGAAUGUAUGUAAGUUGAGUUUAGUUCUAAUUAAAUAUAAAUUCUGUGUCUUUAUAUGGACUCGCUUCCACUUACUAUUUUACGUGUGUUUUGAUAUUUGUUUUAUCUAUAAAAAAACCUAUCUGUAUUAAUUUCAUAACAGCAGCACAAAUCAAGUCUAGAUUUUCAAUGAAUUAUAUUGAAUCUGAGUCUAGACUAAAGAUUGGAAGAAUGUAUUUUUAACAUACAACUUCAUAAAUACACCAGUAGUAAUGACAGUCUGCCUAAAAAUAAUAUUUAAUAAAUUAUAAUACUUGUUAACUACAUAAUGUAUUUUAUAAUUAUACUUGGUUCUAAAUAUACUGUAACUACUAAUGUUCCCACUGCCUGAAUAUUUCAAGAUAAUCGAAUAAGUGUGCUAAGUGAUUUAUAUUUUAUCUGUACACGGUAAUUACUUCUAAAGCUAUUCGCUCAAAACCGGUUUGAAAGUAAAUUAAGUGUGACCAGUUUUUAGUCUUCCACUUUUGUGUGGUAUUUAAUGAAAAUGUUCAAGUAGUAUGUUAUAGAUUAUUCGUUGACUCUUCGAAGUGGAACAAAUUCUGAUCAUUCCGAUCACAUGAAAGGAUCUUUUGCAUUUGUUUAAUUAUAAAAUUUUGAAAAUGUUGCCUGUUCUUAGUGUUUACGGUAGUUAUGUUUCAAACGAUUAUUCAUCUUUAUGGUAAUGAUAUAAAAUUGCAUUAAUACAGUAUUAGGUCGUUUAAGCAUUCGAUGCUUCCAUUGUGUAAAUAAAAUUUACGUAAUAUGUUAGAAGUUUAUUUGUGACGAAAGAAUUAUAAUGGUCUGAUCUUA